CAUAAAACAAAGUGAGAAAAAGCUGAGAGAAUCUUGAAUGUAUUCAUAGACACAAAGCAUGUGCAUGGUGUAUGUAUGCAUGUACGUUUGUAUUUAUGUAUAUACUAGGUAGCCUAAUACCAGGUACACACGAGGAUGCACUCUGUCUACGAUGCGAACUUAGCAAAUUCUCAUCGAAGAAAGCUAGUUGAAAGCUAGUUGCUGAUAUAAUUCUAGUACGAGAUUAUAUUCUCGAAACGCACUUUCACACGUAGAAAACACACACACACACACACACGCAUAUUUAUGGGAUCAAACAUCUGAUUGUGCUUACAUAGAUGUUCAUAAGGUUGGGUAGAGACAGAAUUUAGUGCAAUACACUGUGGAGACAAUAGAGCUAAACACCACACUCCACAGAACACACCAAUAUGAGUCUGGAGUUGAACUGGGAGCUUCUUACAAAAGAGCAUUCGAAACUGGCAAAAGAUUUUCUAAAUGAGAAGCUGAAAACAAGUCUACCCGCCUCUGGAAUCGCGGGGCUCGGCAAUGUAGUCAUACACGAUCUGGAUUUAGGGGAUCGAGCGCCCAUUGUGGAGCUGAUUGACAUUUCAGACCCAUUCGAUGGUAUGGCCAAUCCAGAGCUAUAUGAGGACAAGGUAUAAGGAGAAUGAAGACUUCGACGAGAGACAAUACUAUCGCGAAGACGCUGCGCGCCUCACUACCGUUGCAAGCGGCCCGGACUGUGUGCAGGUACGUGUGCGUGUAGCCUACCAGGGCAGUGCUGUGCUGCGAGUGUCGGCUGAUGUCCAGGUGAACACUCCGUCUCCAGCCUUCGUGUCUCUGCCAUUCGAACUAACCACCCGCGCACUACACAUUGACGCUGAGAUUAUCGCAUAUGUGCGUGAAAACAAGGACAUCCGCAUCUCGCUGCUGCAUUCCAUUAAGCACAGCAGUCCCCUGGUAGAUGUUAGCUUUGACGCUAAUCUCGGCGACGAAAACCAAUCCGUGCUGCGAAACGUCGAGAAGAUACAGAAUUUCAUCGUAGUUGCUACACGUACUUUAAUGGCAAAAUAUCUGAUGUACCCACGAAGCCUGGUAUUCCCGUUUACAUUCGAUAGUAUGACAGAGCCUUCCGCAGGGGCAGAAGGUUGACAGAGUUCCACAUAAAACACUAAUAAACAUUCGAGGUACUGCACCUUACUUUGAUAGCAAUACGCGUGUUGCUGGUUAAUCACAUAGCGCACUCGCACGACCUGGUAUCCCCAUCACGUUCAGAGCAUAACACGAUCAAAGGCUAGCGGCCGAGUAUGUUAAAAGCGUAUCAGGUGUUGGCUUCUACAGCUUCUUCCUAUAUAUUUAGCCAGGAUUAGGUUAAAAAAAAUAGCCACCGAACUAUGUCGUUGUGGCCACACUUUCGAAAAUUCAAGUUUAGAGCGCUCUCAAUCAGCAUCAGCCUUCCAGUCAUGUUGGAGAGAGGCAUUGCAAUGGUCAGGAGAAUGUUCCACAGCUCUGGGUGUAUAAGCUGUGAAUCAAUCUCUCCCAGUCUGAACAGAAUUCUUCGAUGUGGCAGCCACACGCACG
Molecule: messenger RNA, 1560 nt
Organism: Sphaeroforma arctica JP610
Lineage: Eukaryota; Ichthyosporea; Ichthyophonida
Exons: 7
Coding region: 601-1131 (176 amino acids)
Biological process (GO): phospholipid transport; mitochondrion organization
Cellular component (GO): ERMES complex
Molecular function (GO): lipid binding
Source: RefSeq, a predicted model, not a curated record